This is a messenger RNA of Quercus robur (English oak), 1436 nucleotides long. RefSeq lists its product as uncharacterized. Gene Ontology annotation, molecular function: N-acetyltransferase activity. Gene Ontology annotation, cellular component: cytoplasm; NatA complex. The transcript has 4 exons. Lineage: Eukaryota; Viridiplantae; Streptophyta; Magnoliopsida; Fagales; Fagaceae. The coding region runs from base 408 to 1283 and encodes 291 amino acids. The record is from RefSeq and is a predicted model, not a curated record. Gene Ontology annotation, biological process: mitotic sister chromatid cohesion.
CUUGCCACCUGUGAUCAUCGUUCUCCAAUGUUUAUUAAAAAAGAAAAAAGAAAAAGUGAGAAGAAGGAAUAAUUACAGCAAUGGAGUUCUCUAUUAAUCUCAUUGUUCAUCUUCUACUCUUCUACGGCUGACAUAGGCAUUUGUCAAAAAGCAUCAAUGAUCAACCUAUAGAGAUUAGCUUCCAUUCUCUCUCGUAAGCAUACCAUACCUUCCCCAGCUUUCCUUUUAUAGUCUCAAUAGCUUCUCUGGACAUAUAAUAUAAGCACGCAAUGAAUAAACUGAGUGAAUCUCAAUGGCCUAAGCGAAGCUUUUAGGCCAAGGAAGCAAGCAAUCAUACACUUGGAACAGAAAAUAGGAAAUGUAAUGUAAGUAUAUUCUACAAAAAAAAUUAAUUUCUCAUACUAUAUAUGAACAUGGCUCAUUUUGUAGCAAACCACCGCAUUAUUCCAAAAAUAGUAUGUAUAGAACCUUCAAAUGGAAACACACGUGGUCUUAAACAAAGUAGGACGAGUAAUUAUUUGAUGGGUUAUGGAGAAAGUCGGAGAAUUAAUGCAGGUCAUCAAAGUGGGAAAAUAUUGAUGAAUGCAAGAAGAUUUGCGGUGCAUAGUUCAACCUCAUCAGCUGAGGAAGUGGGUUUGGUUGGGGAUGGAAAAUGCGCUGAGGGACAAUUUGGAUAUUUAGUAAAUGAGUAUGGAUGGAAGGUAAGAAGGCUGGUUGAGAAUGCUGAUGAGAUGAGGAAAGCAGCUCAGGUUCAAGCUGAAGCAUUUCAUGUGCCUUUAGCACUUUUCAAUGACUUAUUCUUCGACUUCUUUCAGGCUGAGGUGCUUUCUGGUCUUGUAUACAAACUUAGAAACUCACCUCCGAACAGGUAUGCUUGUUUGGUUGCUGAGCCUACCACAAAUGCUUCUGAUUCACAAAAGCAAGUUGUGGGCAUUGUGGAUGUCACAGUGUUGAGAGACAAAUCUGUACUUCAGUGUCUCCCAGCAGCUGAAGUAGAAGAAUAUCUUUACGUCUCCGGGAUAGCGGUUCUGAAAAGUUUCAGGAGGCAGAAGAUAGCAACUUUGUUGCUUAAAGCUUGCGAUGUGCUUUCUGUUCUGUGGGGUUUCGAGUAUCUUGCUCUGAGGGCCUAUGAAGAUGAUUUUGGAGCACGUAAAUUGUAUACAAAUGCAGGAUAUCGAGUUGUCUCAGGUGAUCCCCAAUGGAUGACUACAUGGAUAGGAAGAAAACGACGUGUUCUUAUGAUUAAACGGUCUAAUCUUCAUACAUUUAAUCAAGCAACAUAACUUGGCUUUUAGUUUAAUUUCUUCAUGCCUAUUAUGGCUUGUAUAUUCGUUCCUGGCUAUGCCUGCACAUGAGUUUUAUUUGUGCAUAAAUAGUUGCCAACCAACAUGUAAUUUGUAUUUAAGGCAAAAAUACAAAUAUUACCCUUUGAAGUC